Molecule: messenger RNA, 1152 nt
Organism: Trichomonas vaginalis G3
Lineage: Eukaryota; Parabasalia; Trichomonadida; Trichomonadidae
Product: major facilitator superfamily transporter
Exons: 1
Coding region: 1-1152 (383 amino acids)
Biological process (GO): transmembrane transport
Molecular function (GO): transmembrane transporter activity
Source: RefSeq, a predicted model, not a curated record
AUGUAUUUCUGGCCAUAUGCAUUUAUGCAGCCAGUAGCAGGUCUUCUUGCUGAUGUUAUUGAACCACGUUAUAUAAUUUCUACAUUUUCUUGUAUCACUGCAAUAGGUACACUAAUUAUCGGAUUCUCUCAUAAUUACAUUCUUUCGUGCUUUGCCAGAUGCUUGGUUGGUAUUGGAACAGGUCCAAUAUAUGUUCCUAUAGUUAGAAUUAUGGCAGAUUUAUAUUCACCUAGCUGGUUCAAUUUGCUAAACGGUAUUACGAUGUCCUGUGGAUCUCUCGGUGGAAUCCUUGCUGCUGGCCCUCUAGCUACAAUAGUUAAACAUAUCAAAUGGGAAUACACUUUUUAUGCUACGGCUGCAAUCGGAUUUAUCAUAUCUAUACUAGCACUCUUAUUCCUUGUUGCUCCACAGACUUUUGAGAAGAAAGAAACAUUUAAAGGUAAAGUUAUUCAAUUAUGGGCGAAUUUCAAAGUAGUUUCUCUCAAUCCAUCAUUUUGGAAACUUGUUUCAUGGAGUUUCACAUCAGCGCCCACAUUUUUCAUUCUAACUUCAUUUUGGGCUGCAAAUUAUUUGACAUCUGUAUUUUCUUACACUCAAGAACAUGCUGGCUACAUUAUAAUGAUGCUGAGUAUUGCAACAAUUGUAGGUUCACCUGUUUUGGCCUUUCUCAGUGAAACUUUGCACACAAGAAAAUAUAUUGUUAUAUUUGGUGCUCUUUUAACAUUGUCAAUUAACAUUACAUUCUUUUUCAUCAAAGAAAAGAUACACGAAGUAUUUGUAUGGAUACUUCUCUUCCUUUACGGCUUAUCCACAUCAGCAGUUGUUCCUGUUGCUGUGACAAUGUUCAAAGAAAUGACAACCAAAGAAUCAACGGCAACAGCAGCUGGUCUGGCGAAUUUCUACGCAACAGUUACAUGCGUAAUAUUCCAGGCAAUUAUUAAUGCAACUGUGAGAGCUGUUGAUCCUCCAGGAACUAAAGUACACACAAUCAAAGCAUAUCGACUAGGUCUUUGGCUGCCUAAUAUUAUUGUUUGUAUAUUGUCAUUGAUUGGACCGAGUUUAGUUCAAGAUACAUACGGAAAAGAAUCGAAUGAUGAAGAAGUAAACAAUCAUUGGCUUACAGCAGGAAGUGAAACAUCCAAUUAUACGUAG